Enhydra lutris kenyoni (northern sea otter) is the source of this 844-nucleotide messenger RNA. Its product is annotated as leukocyte immunoglobulin-like receptor subfamily A member 6. The record is from RefSeq and is a predicted model, not a curated record. Gene Ontology annotation, biological process: cytokine-mediated signaling pathway. Gene Ontology annotation, molecular function: inhibitory MHC class I receptor activity. The annotation marks the transcript as partial. The transcript has 3 exons. NCBI's taxonomy places the organism in Eukaryota, Metazoa, Chordata, Mammalia, Carnivora, Mustelidae.
AACGUGACCCUCCAGUGUGCCUCAUGGAUGGGAUUCCACAGGUUCGUCCUGAUGAGGGAAGGAGAGCGCCAGCCCUCCUGGACCCUGAACUCCCAGGCAGCCCCCCGUGGCGGGACCCAGGCCCUAUUCCCUGUGGGCCCCGUGACCCCCAACCACAAGUGGAGAUUCAGAUGCUACGGCUAUUACAGCAACACCCCCCUGGUGUGGUCAGACCCCAGUGACCCCCUGGAGCUGCUGGUCUCAGGUGUGUCGGGGAAGCCCUCCCUCCUGACCCAGCAGGGCCCUGUCGUAACCUCUGGACAGAGCCUGACUCUCCAGUGUCGUUCUGAUGAUGGCUAUGACAGAUUUGCUCUGUCGAAGGAUGGAGCACGUGGCCCUCCCUGGAGGCUUGGCUGGCAGCCCCAGGCAGGGCUCUCUGGGGCAGACUUCCCCCUGGGCCCUGUGAGACCUGCCCUCGGAGGCCGGUACAUGUGCUACGGUGGACACACCCUCUCCUCUGAGUGGUCGGUCCCCAGUGACCCCCUGGACAUCCUGCUCGCAGGACAACUGCCCUACACACCCUCUCUCUCGGUGCAGCCUGGACCCACGGUGGCCCCAGGAGAGAAUGUGACCCUGCUCUGUCAGUCACGGAGCUCUGUGGACACUUUCCUUCUGUCCAAGGAGGGGGCAGCCGAUCCCCCGCUGCAUCAUAGAUCACAGUACCGAGCUGGGCAGCACCAGGCUGAAUUCCCCAUGAGUCCUGUGACCUCAGCCCACGGGGGGACCUACAGGUGCUACGGCUCUUCCAGAAUCUCCCCCUACCUGUUGUCACAGCCCAGUGACCCCCUGGAGCUCCUGGUCUCAG